AUGGCGGCCGUGGACUCGAUACCUCCAGCACGCACUGCCGUCCAGCAACCCAAACCCCAGGCUCUCGACAAGCCAUCGUCGAGCGGUAACAGCUCGGGAAGUGCCAUAGUGCAGCCAAAGCCGCAAGUCAUUCAGCAAAAGAACCUUGGCUCCACGAUUCUGGUUUCGCCUCGCCAGCGCGGCAACCCCGUCCUGACCUCCAUCCGGUCGAUUCCAUGGGAGUACAGCGACAUACCGGCCGACUAUGUCCUCGGACUAACCACCUGCGCGCUCUUCUUGAGCCUCAAAUAUCACCGUCUCCAUCCCGAAUAUAUAUACACGCGCAUCCGCAACCUUCAAGGCAAAUACAACCUGCGCAUCCUCCUCACCCUCGUUGACAUUCCGAAUCACGAGGACUCCCUACGCGAGCUCUCAAAGACUUCGGUGGUCAACAACGUGACCGUCAUGCUAUGCUGGUCCGCAGCCGAAGCAGCGCGCUAUCUCGAACUCUACAAAUCCUACGAAAACGCCAAUUUCGCAGCCAUUCGUGGACAGCAGUCAUCCAACUACGCAGACAAGCUGGUUGAGUUUGUCACGGUGCCGAGGAGCCUGAACAAAUCAGAUGCAGUGGCCCUGGUUGCCAAUUUUGGCAGUCUAAAAAAUGCCAUCAAUGCUGAGCCAGAGCAGCUGAGUAUGAUAAGCGGAUGGGGAGGUAUCAAAGUAAAGAGGUGGAUGGACGCAGUCGACGAGCCGUUUCGAGCAAGAAAAGCAGCCAAGAGGGGUCUCCAACCGUCAUCAGCACCCCCUCGACAGUUUCAAUUCCUGGACGAAGAUGGCGACUCCGACGAAGCGGCGGAGGCUGAAGAGGCUUUUACCACUUUGGUCCGUGAAGAAAAGUCCACUUCUCAACCUGUAUCCCAACCACGGGAAGAGCAGCGGCCAAGCAAAGAAAGUAGCCAGCUUAGUGAAGGCGUAGCGGCAGCAUUGGCAAAGCUGCGACAGAAUGGGUGA
Trichoderma reesei QM6a is the source of this 990-nucleotide messenger RNA. RefSeq lists its product as uncharacterized. Gene Ontology annotation, biological process: UV-damage excision repair; mitotic recombination; meiotic mismatch repair. Bases 1 to 990 code for a protein of 329 amino acids. Gene Ontology annotation, cellular component: nucleotide-excision repair factor 1 complex; nucleus; ERCC4-ERCC1 complex. Gene Ontology annotation, molecular function: damaged DNA binding; single-stranded DNA binding. The record is from RefSeq and is a predicted model, not a curated record. The transcript is spliced from 3 exons. NCBI's taxonomy places the organism in Eukaryota, Fungi, Ascomycota, Sordariomycetes, Hypocreales, Hypocreaceae.